Cynocephalus volans (Philippine flying lemur) is the source of this 714-nucleotide messenger RNA. RefSeq names its product PI-PLC X domain-containing protein 1-like. The record is from RefSeq and is a predicted model, not a curated record. Bases 1 to 714 code for a protein of 237 amino acids. Gene Ontology annotation, biological process: lipid metabolic process. Gene Ontology annotation, molecular function: phosphoric diester hydrolase activity. Lineage: Eukaryota; Metazoa; Chordata; Mammalia; Dermoptera; Cynocephalidae. The transcript has 4 exons.
AUGAGGGAGAGUCCUGGCUUUAACCGGCGGCCCGAGGUCCUCACAGGGUCCUCAGAGGAGGAGGCAGGAGGGUCAGACUCAAGAGAGAUUAAAGAUGGUGCACUACAGGCUUUGCAGAUGGAGGAAACCUCCCAGGACACGCUCACGGAGAUCUCGGAAUGGCUGGAGAAGCAAACCCGGGAGGUGGUCCCCCUAGCCUGCAGGAACUUUCAGGGCCUGAGCACAGACCUGCACAAGUACCUGGUCACUUGCAUCCAGAACAUCUUUGGGGACUUGCUGUGCCUACGGGGGGAGGUGCCGACGCUGCGCCUGCUGUGGGCGCGGAGCCAGCAGGUGAUCAUCUUUUACGAGGACGAGGACACCGUGAGCUGGCACAGGGAGCUGCAACCGGGGGUCUGCUACUGGUGGGGCAACAAAGUGAAGGUGCAGGAGCUGAUCCGCUACCUGGAGGGCAUGAAGAGCUGCGGCCGCCCAGGCGGGUUGUUUGUGGCUGGCAUUAACCUUACGGAGAACCUGGAAUACAUCCUGGUGCAUCCGUGUGAGUUCCUGCAGAAGAUGACGGUGCCCGAAGUGCCGUACCUGAGCACCUGGGUCCGAGCGCAGUGCCCGGGGCCGGGCUCACAGUGCACCAACGUCAUCGCGGGUGACUUCAUCGGCGCGGACAGUUUCGUCAGUGACGUCAUCAGACUCAACGAGAAGCUGCUUUGGUGCUGA